This is a messenger RNA of Vitis riparia (riverbank grape), 1295 nucleotides long. RefSeq names its product probable indole-3-pyruvate monooxygenase YUCCA10. The record is from RefSeq and is a predicted model, not a curated record. Lineage: Eukaryota; Viridiplantae; Streptophyta; Magnoliopsida; Vitales; Vitaceae. The coding region runs from base 49 to 1182 and encodes 377 amino acids. Gene Ontology annotation, molecular function: N,N-dimethylaniline monooxygenase activity; flavin adenine dinucleotide binding; NADP binding. The transcript has 4 exons.
UGUUUCUUCCAUUAAUCUUUGUCAUCAAGAUACUUGUACAGGAAGAGAAUGCCGGAAGCAGCUGUGAUUAUUGUAGGAGCCGGCCCAUCUGGGUUAGCCAUGGCGGGGUGCCUAUGCCAACUAUCGAUACCGUAUCUUAUCCUCGAAAGGGAAGACUGCUGUGCGUCUUUGUGGAAGAAAAAAGCGUACGACAGGCUUCAUCUUCACUUGGCGAAGCAGUAUUGCACGCUCCCGCACAUGGAGAUGCCGGCAGAUUGGCCCAAGUAUCCGUCCAGGCAGCAGUUCGUUCAGUACUUGGACGACUAUGCCGACCACUUCAACAUUCGUCCUAUGUACCGGAGAUUGGUGGAGUCCGGGAGCUUUGAUGAAUCCAGGGGAAAAUGGAAUGUUGUGGUGAGAAAUGGAGAAUCCGGUGAGCUUGAGGAGUACUCCGGGCGGUUCUUGGUGGUGGCCAGCGGCGAAACGAGCGAUGCUUUUGUACCGGACAUUGAUGGGCUCAGUACUUUCAUCGGAAAGGUUAUUCACUCGACCCAAUACAAAAAUGGAAAAGAGUUUGCCGACAUGAAGGUUCUGGUUGUUGGGUCCGGGAAUUCUGGCAUGGAGAUUGCACUGGAUCUAUCAAAUUGUGGUGCCAAGACCUCGAUUGUUGUUCGAAGCCCGCUUCAUAUGCUCUCAAGGGAAAUGGUAAACCUGGGGCUGGCGUUGUUGAAAUAUAUCCCUUACAACAUGGUGGACUCAUUGAUGGUGAUUCUCAGCAAGCUCGUCUAUGGAGAUCUCAACAAGUAUGGCAUAACCAGGCCUGAAGGGGGUCCCUUCUUUUUGAAAGUCAAGUAUGGAAAGUACCCUGUUGUCAACACCGGCACCCUCGACAAGAUCAAGUCCGGCGAGAUUCAGGUUUUGCCGAAGCUGAUAGGCAUCAGAGGUGAUGAGGUUGUAUUUGAGGGUGGCAAAUCACAUCCAUUUGAUGCUAUUGUCUUUGCUACUGGAUUUAAGAGAUCCACAAGCAAAUGGCUUAAGGGAGAUGAUUAUCUUUUGAACGAGGAUGGACUUCCAAAGCCAAGUUUUCCGAAUCACUGGAAGGGAAAGAAUGGUUUGUACUGUGCUGGACUGGCAAGAAAAGGCCUGUAUGGAUCUGCCCUGGAUGCCCAGAACAUAGCUAAUGAUAUCAAGACACAGCUGUGAUGCUUCGAAAGUGUAUUCACUUCUGAAUAAAACUCUCCCUUUUUUGGAGAAUAAUUUAUUUGGUCGGAAGUUGUUUCACUUCUUCUAUAAUUCAUUCAUAUAGCUUUUCGUCA